AUGACGGUGAUGAGCGGCCAAGGCACCGCCAUCGCCGGAGCGGCAUCACAUUCAGGGCCUUCCCGCGACGGCAACAUGCCGCCGCAACGGCGCCCUCAACAUCAUUCCCAAGGGUUAAACCUCGUCUUCGACUCAUCAGAUCUCCUCUCGCCAACAGACAGCGCCGGUCCCGGCUUGGAUAUGCUUCCUAUAGCGCCACCAUACCACCGUAAUGACUCGAUGCCAAGCGACGGCUCCCACUCUUCGACAAACACAGUGCAGGACGACGGACGGCGCUCUCACAAGCCACCUGUUCUGAGCUCCAGAGCACCCUUCGGCAACGGUGCUCAAGCCUCGUCAUCCAAAUUUUCACCGGCUCUGCCUUCAUCUGGCUCUGUUGCACAGCGCGGUCACGAUGAGGUCCCAAUGGAUGCCGACGGAUACGAUCAUGCUGAGAAAGACGAAGUUCUCCAAGCCUCAGGCUCAUCUCGCUGGGGACCCGCUGGUAUUGGUGGAUUGUCUGACCAUCAUUUGAGCAUGUCCUGGGGCCGAGCGGCUACAAGGAGUCCUCGUGCGCCACCGACCGAUGUUCCGAGUACUCCUGUCACAGCCGGCCUCUACUCUUCGCAACUCGAGCAGGAUGCAGCAACAAUGCAGCGCUCUCUCGAGAACGAGAUCGAGACAGACAGCGGCGAUAGCAGCCUCUUCCCUCCUUCACCAGAUUGCGAACAAAUGGCCAAUCACGACCUCCUCUCGGCUACAUUGCGGCAUCUCAAGGGGCGCAAAGAGGGCCGAGCUGUUCUCGACGAUUCGCAUCUUGAAGACCUGCCUCUUGAGUACGAGAAUGACAAGCGCAGAGUGAAGCCGGCGUCGCGGUCUCCUUCGUCGUCAGCAGAUCGAGGAGCUGAUACGCCGACGGCUACCAAUCUUCGCGAGCGGCGCCUUCUUGCUCACCGUCGAGGCUCGUCGGGCGGCUCAGCGCCACCUUCUGACCUUCCAGCCAUUCGCACCGACGUCACGCGCGUCCACACUAAGCCAGUGCGCCCGCCGAGAAGCGAGCGCCGCAGCUCGAUCUCGACCUCAGAAGCUCAAUCUACUUCAAGGCCGACGAAUCGCCCGCGUCUUUCCCACAUGGAAACGCCAAACGCAAGUGACACGACACUCAGCGCCAGAAAUCAAGGAGAGCAGCCAACGUGGGAGGCCAAGGUACGGGCGUGGAAGGUUUCGGGCCAUUUUGAAGAGCCCACGCGUACAGAAUCGCCGCCAAUUCUCGAGUCUGGCUACUCGGCGCGACAGCCUCUGCAGACUUGCCCUCAGCAGCCUCACCAACCCGUCCGAGAGUCACCAAAGCCCUACAACACACCUAUCAACAACACUACGCUUGCAGGAGGUCGCCGCCCGAGUGCGGCUGGGCCGCAAUCCAUGAGGCCACCACUGCCCCGGGCACGUACAAAUGACGGACAGGCUAGUGAUUAUCUCCGACGCCCUUUCAUCUGGGCUGGCAACCCCAUCUCAUCAGCCUCAAAGCUGCAUGGAGGCAAAGGCGGUGAUUCAGUGGAGGACCUCGCGGACCCUUCCCUACUCUAUGCCUGCCCUCCGUACGCGCAAGGCGGUCGAAAGGGGUCGAUCAACUCGUCGAGCGGCUCGCUUCAACUGCUCUCACCGAAUUCACGGUCGCGCUCAGGCUCCAUCGCGGGCAGCGAGUCGUCACAUGACGGGCGAUCGCAGCGCGCUGGAGGCGGCUGGAGCGAGUACGCGCAUAGCAACAACUCGGCCGUAUCGCAGCUUCAGAUCAAGGGAGGCGCCGGUGGCUAUGGCGCACGUCCCUCGACGGCGAACUCAUCUCAGACUGCUCUCGUCGCUCCGGCUGCACAAUAUGCCGCCGCCACGUCCUCGCCGAGUGCAACGUCGAGCAGCAACUUUUCCUCUGGCUCAGAGAGCAGGAUGAGAAUGCGCCGCAUGCACGACGAGUCGGACACGGCAUACCUAGUGCGUCAAGGCCUUGCCCUCACAGAGGACGACGUGGAGGUCAGCGAGCUUCGCAGCGUUGAGCAGCACUCUUCGCUAUUUGGAAUUCGCCGCCGCCUUGUGUCGACGUACCCUGACCUUGGCGCGGGCGUGCUUCGCUCCGCUCUCCCUUCUCGACGAUCCUCCCGCCGCAGCUCGUCUUUCGCUGAUGACGAAGAGAAUCGCCCCAGCUGGACGAGAAUGGAGUCUGAGAAGUCGCUGCGCAAAGCUGAAGAGAAGCUUGAGGCCAGGGAGGCCGACCUGACCAUCGAGGCAGUCUCAAAGCACGAGGCGACCUCGGUGAGCAUCACUGUUUGGACUGAGCAGCGCGAGGGAAGGUGGACGGUGAGAGGCCCCGCGCCACCCGGCGUAGGUGUCGCCAAUCGACUCCCGGAUAUCGGCGACGUCUGGCUCAUCCCGAUCGACUCGCGUGGCAUCGUAGAACGCAAGAAGCUACGCUCGAACAUCGAGAUGGCGAGCAGCCGCACUGUCGUCGUGUGCAGCGAGUGUGUUCCCGCUCGCGCUCGAGGCAUAGACAUGAACAACUGCCGGGUCUGCAAGGGCGCUGGCUGUGUUGAGAAGGUCUUCAUCGCUACGGUCACGAUCCGCGUUGCGACCUUCUUGCCACUCAAGCUGCCCUCCAUUCACCUCAUAGGUGCCCGGCUGCCUCAACUCACCUACAUCGAAGCCGAGGAUGAACUUUCCAGGACUGAAAUGUUGCAAGACCGAGCCAUCGAGAGCACGCUCCAAGCCUGCCGCAGAGUCGGCCAGCAACACAACCUGCAGCACGAUGCUCGCUUGCUGAUGACCAAGGCCAAGGUCGAGCGCAAGGGAGUUAUGACCGUCUCCGUGGCCUCAUCUCGCUCUGGUCGCAAGCGCGUCUUUGAGGUGGUAGACCACGCAGGCAAGAUCACGGAGCAGGCAUCAGCCCCUCGUAGGCCGUCGACGUCUGCUUCACGCGCAUUGACAUCUGCCUCUACGACAUCGCUGGGCAGCAAGAAGUCCUUCGAGUCUACAAGCGGUAGCUUGUUCGGACGUCGACCAUCAGGGCAGUACGCUUCGCACACGAUGCCCCGCAUGGGAAGGCAGGGCUCGCACACCUUGGCUGGCAGCCUCUAUUCACGAGGUGGAAACGCUAGCACUUCGUCGACGUUGUCCACGCCUGCGACGAUGACGACGGCACCUCCACCAAGACUCACACGCCCGAAGCUGAAGACGUCCAAUUCAGAGAUUGGACCAAGUAGGCUCCGUCGCUCGCUGUCCUUCUCCAAGGGGCCGGGGUCAGGAGCAGCAUCUGGCGACGACGGCGACUCGGACAUCUUUGGGAGUGGUGGAACAUUUGGUGAAAGAACUAGGGAGCCAUCUCCUACUGAGAGCCCGGCGCUUGAUAGCGAUACGCCAGCAUCUUCCGCCGCCGGCAUCGCUGUAGAAAGUGCCCUCGAGGGCGGAGCUGAGGUGAAGAGGGGCAGACUUCGCUCCCUUUUCCGUAAGAAAUGA
Jaminaea rosea is the source of this 3483-nucleotide messenger RNA. RefSeq lists its product as hypothetical. Bases 1 to 3483 code for a protein of 1160 amino acids. The record is from RefSeq and is a predicted model, not a curated record. NCBI's taxonomy places the organism in Eukaryota, Fungi, Basidiomycota, Exobasidiomycetes, Microstromatales. The transcript has a single exon.